AUGGCCGCUGCUGGGCCCAUAACCACGCAUGCGCUCAACACAGCCACUGGCCGGCCAGCAGAAGGGCUGCAAGUGAGCCUGAAGAAGAAGGAGGGCGAGGAUGCUACCGGCCAGAGCACGUGGAAGAUUCUGAAGGUGGCGCGCACCAACUCCGAUGGCCGUGUGCCCGGCCUGGCAGAAGGUUUGCAGCUCCUACCAGGAGAGGUCUUCGAGCUUGCUUUUGACACGUCAGAGUAUUUCAAGGGCCAAGGUACGCCAUGCUUCUACCCCUUUGUGAGGAUCGUUUUCGAGAUUCAGGAAGCUGAGAGCCAUUACCAUGCCAAGAUGUUAGUCGUGGAUCCGAAAGCCCGUGGUCGCGUCACAGAGGUCGUGCGAGCCCCUUCUGUGCAAGUCUUUGUGGCUUCCUUGAAAACCAGCGCAGUCAUUGUUGCUUCCAUCGUACAGGAGCUUGAGGACCCUCAGAAGUCCAAAGGCAUUGAUGUGAACACGGCUGCAGUCGAUGAGCUUAUCGCUGAGCUUGCUGCGAAGUCGCCGAAGCGUGCGGAGGCAGCCCAAAACCUGCCAAAAGGAUCUGGCCAGGUCCGCAGCAGUUUGGCUGCCAAAGCGGACAAGCAAGUGGUGGAGGACGAUUCUCUGGCGUUGAGCUUGACUUCUUCUGACUUGGGGACAGCCGUGCUGGGUUCCAAGGACCGAACAAGAAAAGGCUCAGGCGAAGUGAGCUUCAAUCUCACGGCUACAGACGCACUCCAAGUGUCGAAGAAAGUCCCUGUUCUGAACCAGGGCACGCAGGAGGUCGUCAAAGCUGUUUCCCAGAAGUUCGACCAACGAUCUGGAGGGCUUGGCGUCUCCCAUGACAACCAUGCUCUGAGAGAUGUGUUGGGCGACGCGCUGGACCUCGGAGGUCACACCCUGAAUCUGAAGUCUACAGGGCACUUGAAGUCCAGGCCUCAAGCAGAAUUUGCCGGUGCUCAGCCCUGGUGCUCAGGCAGCUUGCCCAUGCACGGCACCCGCGACCUCGCAGAGGCAGUCUUGCUUGAUGCCAUGGACGCGGAGGUAUCUGCACGCAGUGGGCCUCUGCAGUCUUCUGGAACCGUUGUGGCGGAGGGCGAGGCAGGCAGCGUCCACUUCGACCACGUGACUCCGGGCUGGAAGGUCAAGUCUUCCUCCAGGAGGCAUUCUGACUCCAGCAGCUCGAGCCCACCAGCAAGCCGGGAGAAGAGGCUCCCCAUCGUGACACGUGAUCAGCCUGCUCAUGUGGAGGUGCCGAAGCGGGACACCCGUGCUCCGUCGCUGCGUGCAGCCGGAGCCGGAGCAGUGCUGGGCAGCCAACCACUUCGAACAUCGAACUCAGUCCCAACCGAUGUCUCCUCGAAACGGAGGCCCAGCCGCGGCAGCAGUUCCCGGGGCUCGCAAGGAAACGACAAUGACCGGUCAGUGACAUGGCCACAGAUGCCGCCCAUUGAAAUACUCGUGCCCCAACCUUCUCGCGAGUCUCGUGCCCGCCUUCGCUCCACCACGCCGCCGGCUGGGCGACCCACGACGCCCGAUUCCGCUCGCAAAGCUAGGGUGGAGAAAGACCAGAAGAAAGAGCUGCAAAGGAACGGAGCAAUGACAAUCCCAUUCCACGAUGGGCCCAAAGGUUCAGCGCCGCAACCUCCGAAGGGUCUCCUGGAGCGGAUGGAGCAACGCCGGGAGCAGCUCCAAGUGAAGAAGGCCGAGAGGAUCAAAGACAUACAGGAGCCGAGUUUCUUGCUCUCUAAGCGGCUUGCAGACACAGACUGCGCCGGCUGCUACCGACCGGCAGCGAGAAACUGCGAAGGCUGGGCGUGGCUUGAUGCAGGA
Symbiodinium natans is the source of this 1842-nucleotide messenger RNA. Lineage: Eukaryota; Dinophyceae; Suessiales; Symbiodiniaceae. The record is from the annotation of a GenBank genome assembly.